AUGUCAGCUCGAUACAGUUGUAUGAAGUGCCAGACCGACAGUCACAGUUACCUGUACUGCCCUGAAGUGACAUGCCUCCAGUGUCACGAUCAAGGUCACCGUCACUAUGUCUGUCCGAAGCUGAGCAGUCUAGAGAUGCAGGAGAAGCAGAACCUGGCCCCCUGUUACAACUGUGAAGCCCUGGGUCAUUUCGCUGCAGAUUGCCCAGAACCCCGUCGAAAGAAGACUCCCCAUCGCCUGGACCGCUGUUACAACUGUCGAGCCCUGGGCCAUUUCGCUGCAGAUUGCCCAGAACCCAGUCGAAAGAAAACGUUAGCAACACCGUCCACGUCGACACCCGUGGCAUCCGUGGCAACCGUGACCCCCGUGACCCCCGUGACCCCCGUGGCACCCGUGACACAUGUCCUUCAUCUCAUCGAAGACAUGCAUGUCGAUGUCCUCGACCUAAAAGAAUGCCUCACACAACUCCGUGUAGGCAUCACACCUCGUGUAGAGAAAAGAAAACGGAACAGAAGCCCCUCACGAAAACACGUUUCAAAGCGUCGACGACACCUUCCGUCCGAGGAUGAGAUGGAAGUAGAGGAUGGAGAAGUUAGAUCAUCUGAACAAAGGUUGGGAACGACUCCCUCCGGACUUCCAACAAGUCCAACUCCUCUACCCUCUCCAUCUCUGGUCAAAGCUCCGGCCAAAACCAAGCCUAAGGUGAAGAAGACCCCGGCCCCUACCCCUGCUGCACCACGCCCGGUACAGAAGGCCAGGCUGCCCAAAGUGAAGAAGGCUCCACCAGUCGCCCCCAUGGAGAUCCAGGAGAGCCUUCCCACCACCCAUCCGCCCACGACAGCUGCACUGGAACUCGCUCCCCUCGAAUCCAGAGGGGAGGAGCCCUUUCGCACGCCGGAAGGGACUGGCCACGGAAGGAAGAAGAGGAAGAGGAGAAGUAUCUUCUCCCCCGACUCUCCACCCCUCCCAUCACCACCACCCAGCAAGACCACGGAAACCCAGACCGCCACACCACCAGGCCCGUCCCUCAACUCCAGCCAAGUCCAGACUGACCCAGUCCCGGAUCAAGAGGUUGAGGUAGACGACCGUGUCCACCUUGCAGAACAGGCAGAUCUCAUACUGGAGCAGCACAAGGUACACCCUAACCCCUGCUACCAGCAUGAGAACGGAAGUUCGACCUAG
Molecule: messenger RNA, 1182 nt
Organism: Haliotis rufescens (red abalone)
Lineage: Eukaryota; Metazoa; Mollusca; Gastropoda; Lepetellida; Haliotidae
Product: proteoglycan 4-like
Exons: 2
Coding region: 1-1182 (393 amino acids)
Molecular function (GO): zinc ion binding; nucleic acid binding
Source: RefSeq, a predicted model, not a curated record